AUGAAUGGACUUGAGAUUCCAAUUAAGCUAACAUUUGAAGGACAAGUCGUUCCAAAGGAAGAUAGAGAAUGGACGGAAGAAGAAAAGAAAAAAGUGGAGUCAAAUGCAAAAGCAAUGAAUAUGGUGUAUUGUGCUAUAAGUUUUGAAGAGUACAAAAAAAUAUCCAGAUGUAAAUCUACUAAGGAAAUAUGGCAGAAACUUCAAGUCACUCAUGAAGGAACAAAUCAAAUAAGAGAAACUAGAAUCGAUAUGCUAAUGAAAGACUAUGAGUUGUUUUUCAUGAAAGAAAAAGAGUCUAUAGAUGAAAUGUUCAAAAGAUCUUCAAUCAUAAUCAAUAGACUCGACGCAAUGGGAAAACCAUUCACUGAAAAGGAGUUGGUUAGGAAGAUUCUAAGAAAUCUCACAAAGAAGUGGGAGACAAAAACUACUGCAGUACAAGAAGGAAAUAAUCUUAACCAAAUCACUUAUUAUGAGUUAAGAGGAAAGCUUCUAGCAUAUGAAACCACUCAUUUGAAGACAGAAAACAAGAAGAAAAGUGUUGCUCUGAAAUUGAUGGUUGAAACCGAAUCAGAUGAGAAUUUCCCCAGUGACAAUGAAAUAGUUUUCUUUGCAAGAAGGCUGAGAAAAAUGAUAAGAUAUAAAGGCAGAAAAAUAGGUUCUUCCUCUAAGGAGGACAAGAAAGAAAACAAAGAAAAUUGUCACUACUACAAAAAACUAGGACACUUCAAAUCUGAAUGUCCAAUGCUGAAGCGAAAAGAAGAAAGCAAGAAAGAAAAGAAGAAUGUUUUGAUGGCUACUUGGGAAGAUUUGGAAAAUGAUACAUCAGAUGAUGAUGAGGAUGUAUGUCUUAUGACUAAGUACAAUGAAUCCAAAAAUAAGGUAAAUCUUUAUGAUUGUACUGCCGAAGAAUUGCAUGAGAUUAUUGAUGAUUUAACUCAUAACUCUAGUAAACUUUUGUCCAAAUACUCUAAGUAUAAGAAAGAAGUCGAAGAUUUGAGAUAUGAGAUAUCUUCUUUGAAAGCAAAAUUAGAUAUUUAUUAUAGCACAUACAUUUGUUGUAAAUUUAAAAAACAAAAAUGA
Arachis ipaensis is the source of this 1080-nucleotide messenger RNA. RefSeq lists its product as uncharacterized. Gene Ontology annotation, molecular function: zinc ion binding; nucleic acid binding. The record is from RefSeq and is a predicted model, not a curated record. Lineage: Eukaryota; Viridiplantae; Streptophyta; Magnoliopsida; Fabales; Fabaceae.